AAGAAGAAAAAAAACUUACAUUUAAAAAACCAAAAAACUCUUUUUUUUCUUUUUUUAGUUUUUAGAUGAUUUUUAUAUGUCAUGAACCAACAACAUCAACAUAGAAACACCAUCAUCACCAGUUACAUUUCCAGACAAAAAUUUUUAGUUUUUAAUUAUUUUUAUUUUUCCUUUUUGUUUGACACUUAAAAUGACCCUCACCCAAAUCUCUGCCUAAUAAAAUUUCAGCCUCUCUAUCUUCGCUUAUAUUUCCAUUCAAUCAAUCUCUCAAAAAAAAAAUUUUUUUCUGUCAUUUUUGGCAUACUUUCUAUCUUUGUUUUAUCCCCAAUAAUCCAAAGACCAAGACUGUCCUUUUGUUUCAAAGUCUUGAUUUUUAUUUCUGGUUUUCUAUAUAAGGCCCCAAAAAUGAAUUUUUGAACAUUUCAUCAAGGAUCUGAGCAUGACCCAUCAAGUUUUUUUUUUUUUUUGGAUAAUUGAUCUAAGAUCUGGAGGGGCGAGGAAAUUAAGUGGAAUGUGAAUUGCAUGGGGUGAGGAUGCCAGAAUUGCGAAGUGGAGCCCGAAGAUCGAAACGCCUUGAUGAACUUCAGCCUCCUCCUCAACCGGUUGAUCAAGCACAGAAUUGGGUACUGCCUGCCCAAAACAGAACCAGGAGGAGAGUUGGCGGAAGAGGGAGGGGUAAUGCUGCAGCUGUAGCCAAAGGGCCCUCAACGGUGGUACCCACAAGGCCAACAGCUGCUGGUAGAGGCCGGGGCAUUAGGUUGAUAGAUUUAGACCCUGAGCCUUGUAAGGUUCUUCCUGAGGCUGCACCUCUAGCUGCCGCUGAACCUGCUUUCAACCGAGUAGAGGUAGUGGCAGAUAGACAUAUUGCGAUGGAGGGUGGGAGUGCUGAUAAAAUAGUGGGAGUUGAAGAAGAAGCUAGCACAACCCCAGUGCCUGAAAGGGUACAAGUGGGUAAUUCUCCUGCAUAUAAGAUAGAAAGAAGAUUGGGUAAGGGUGGUUUUGGUCAAGUUUAUGUUGGCCGAAGGACAAGCGGUGGUACUGAUAAAAUUGGAGCAGAUGCAAUUGAGGUAGCCUUGAAGUUUGAGCACCGAAACAGUAAAGGUUGCAAUUAUGGUCCACCUUAUGAGUGGCAAGUGUACAAUACCCUAAACGGGUGCUAUGGGAUUCCUUCGGUGCACUACAAGGGUCGCCAGGGAGAUUUCUACAUUCUGGUGAUGGAUAUGCUUGGUCCUAGUCUAUGGGAUGUUUGGAAUUCUCUAGGACAAUCGAUGUCAUCCAAUAUGGCUGCCUGCAUUGCAGUGGAGGCAAUAUCAAUUCUUGAAAAGCUUCAUUUAAAGGGGUUUGUGCAUGGAGAUGUGAAGCCUGAGAAUUUUUUACUAGGUCGACCUGGAUCAGCCGAUGAGAAGAGGCUAUAUCUUAUUGAUCUUGGUUUAGCUUCUAGAUGGAAAGAUGCACAUUCUGGUCAACACGUUGAUUAUGAUCAAAGGCCUGAUGUAUUCAGGGGAACAAUUAGGUAUGCUAGUGUACAUGCACAUUUAGGUCGGACUGGAAGUCGUAGGGAUGACCUUGAGUCAUUGGCCUACACAUUGAUAUUUCUAAUAAAAGGACGGUUACCAUGGCAGGGUUAUCAGGGGGAUAACAAGAGUUUUCUGGUUUGCAAGAAAAAGAUGAGCACUUCUCCAGAGUUGAUGUGUUGCUUUGGUCCUGCUCCAUUUAAGCAGUUCCUUGAAGCUGUUGCAAAUAUGAAGUUUGAUGAGGAGCCCAAUUAUGCCAAGCUAAUAUCCUUCUUUGAAAGCCUAAUUGAACCAUGCACGCCAUUGAGACCAAUUAGAAUUGACGGAGCUCUUAAGGUUGGCCAAAAGCGGGGAAGAUUAGUCAUUAAUUUGGAAGAAGAUGAGCAACCUAAGAAAAAAGUACGACUAGGUAGUCCCGCUACUCAGUGGAUUUCUGUUUACAAUGCACGUCGUCCUAUGAAGCAGAGAUAUCACUACAAUGUAGCAGAUUUGAGAUUACGUCAGCAUGUAGAUAAGGGUAAUGAAGAUGGAUUGUUUAUUAGUUGUGUGGCAUCAGCAGCUAAUCUCUGGGCCCUGAUCAUGGAUGCGGGAACAGGCUUCUCUUCCCAGGUUUAUGAAUUGUCAACAGUCUUUCUGCACAAGGAUUGGAUUAUGGAGCAGUGGGAAAAGAACUACUAUAUUAGUUCAAUAGCUGGAGCAAAUAAUGGAAGUUCCUUGGUUGUUAUGUCAAAAGGAACUCCUUACACCCAGCAAUCCUACAAAGUGAGCGAAUCUUUUCCCUUUAAGUGGAUAAACAAGAAGUGGAAAGAAGGUUUUCAUGUAACAUCAAUGACGACUUCUGGGAGUCGAUGGGGUGUGGUAAUGUCAAGGAACUCUGGAUUCUCUGAUCAGGUUGUGGAGCUUGACUUUUUAUAUCCAAGCGAAGGAAUACAUCGGCGAUGGGAGAGUGGUUACAGAAUAACAUCUAUGGCUGCAACCACAGAUCAAGCUGCCUUCAUACUGAGCAUUCCAAAACGAAAAAUGAUGGAUGAAACUCAGGAAACUCUGCGCACAUCUGCCUUUCCAAGCACACAUGUAAAGGAAAAAUGGGCGAAAAAUCUCUACAUUGCAUCAAUUUGUUAUGGUCGGACAGUCUGCUAAUUCUGGGGUGUACAUUGUGGCAUAGUCAAAUUUUGAAAGCUUUUAAGUAUUUUUGAUCUUGAAUUGAAUGUAAAAGGGGGAAAGAAAAGAAAAGAAAAGAAAGAGAAAAAAACAAGAGAGAAUUAAUAGAAUUUAAGAGUUUGAAGUCAAAUGCCAUGGGCAGCUGUUUGUUAAACCUUAAAUUUCAUGGUAACAAGUAGUCUUAUGCUUUGAAUGAUCACAAAUGACUGCUAGUAAAUUGCAAAGUUGUUGUUUAAAGUGGGAAAUGUUUCACUUUCUCUCCAUCCUCUCCACAGCUCAUUACUGCCAUACUUGAUUUGUUGAACAGAUGAGCAAGAUUUAUGCCUGAGCCCUGACCAUGGAAGGUGCUUUUCAGCCAUACUACAAAUUCUCCCAUAGAAUUAUUCACUGGGAGUGCUGGAAUUUUCCUGUUGCUUGAUGGCAACACAUUUUCUGAAACCAAGUUAAGCAAUGACUAUUGAAUGAGUUGAUUUUGGUCGACCAUGUCAGCAGAGAAUCACACAUUUAAUUUUAUGAUUCA
This is a messenger RNA of Durio zibethinus, 3195 nucleotides long. RefSeq names its product casein kinase 1-like protein HD16. The record is from RefSeq and is a predicted model, not a curated record. Gene Ontology annotation, biological process: protein phosphorylation. NCBI's taxonomy places the organism in Eukaryota, Viridiplantae, Streptophyta, Magnoliopsida, Malvales, Malvaceae. Gene Ontology annotation, molecular function: protein kinase activity; ATP binding.